AUGAAGGUUUUAGCACUUGCAGCAGCCCUCGUAGCAUCGCUAUAUGUCUCCACGGUCAAAGCCAGCGAGCCAGUAAUCGCCCUUGAUCCUGACAAUUUCGACGAUUAUGUUGGAGGAAAAGAUGCCCUCGUAGAGUUCUAUGCACCUUGGUGUGGACAUUGCAAGAACCUGGCACCAACGUAUGAUCAACUGGGUGAAGCCUAUGCACCCUUUAAAGACUCUGUUGUCAUAGCAAAAGUCGACGCAGACGCUCAUAAAUCAUUGGGCCAGAAAUACGGAGUGAAUGGUUUCCCAACCAUCAAGUGGUUUCCUAAAGGUGUUUCGUCGCCUGAAGAUUAUAGCGGUGGACGAAGUCUCGAGGAUUUCAUAACCUUUAUUGGUCAAAAGACUGGAUUGAAGCCAAAGAUAAAGGCUCCUCAAACAUCCGUCACUGUCCUUACCAGUGGCAACUUUAAUGAAUUCGUCGGCACUCAGAACAAGAACGUGCUUGUGGAAUUCUACGCACCAUGGUGCGGACAUUGUAAGACAUUGGCUCCCAUUUAUGAAAAGGUGGCCAAAGAUUUCGCACAAGAAAAGGAUUGUGUUGUUGCUAAUGUGGAUGCUACUGCGUCUGCUGAUUUGGCUGAAAAGUAUGGAGUCACUGGAUAUCCAACAAUUAAAUUCUUCCCUAAAGGAUCCAGUGAAGCAACCGAGUACAAUGGUGGUAGGACUGAAGAAGACUUUUUGACCUUUUUGAACGACAAGUGCGGGACUCAAAGGACUGCCGGUGGUGGAUUGUCUGACUCUGUUGGAAGAGUAUCCGGUCUGAAUGAGUUGGUCAAGAAAUUCAUCUCAAGCAAAGAAACCCGUGAAUCAGUAAUUGAAGAAGUUAAAACAGCAGCCGGUAAACUCACUGGUGCUGUUAAAGACCAUGCAGCAUACUAUGUAAAAACAAUGGAGAAGGUCGUCAAGUCAGGAGAGAAACAUAUCGAGACUGAAUAUAAGAGGCUCGAGAAACUCGCCAAAUCGGCUGUGGCCGAACAAGCUGACUCGUUUUCUAUUCGUAAAAACAUUUUGAGUCAUUUCAAGAGUGGUGGGGCUGAGAAGGAGGAGUUGUAG
Messenger RNA from Synchytrium microbalum, 1098 nucleotides. RefSeq lists its product as uncharacterized. The coding region runs from base 1 to 1098 and encodes 365 amino acids. Gene Ontology annotation, molecular function: protein disulfide isomerase activity. NCBI's taxonomy places the organism in Eukaryota, Fungi, Chytridiomycota, Chytridiomycetes, Synchytriales, Synchytriaceae. The transcript is spliced from 8 exons. Gene Ontology annotation, biological process: protein folding. The record is from RefSeq and is a predicted model, not a curated record. Gene Ontology annotation, cellular component: endoplasmic reticulum.